GGUCUUAACAUUUGCCGCACUUUCCUCUGAUCAAACUGACGAUGGAAGUGACGAGAAAGAAUUUUCAAUCCAUUCUUCCGCAAGUCGAGAAGGCCAUUGCUGAAGCUGACUUCAUCUGUGUUGACACAGAAUUUUCAGGCCUUCAUGCAUCAAGCUCCUUUCACAUAUCACCCCUUGACACACCUGAAGAGAGAUACCAGAAACUGAGAAAGGGAUCAAGUGAUUUUUUGGUGUUUCAAGUAGGAGUUUGUACCUUUUGUUAUGAUGAAGAAAACAGCAAGUAUGAAGCAAGACCAUUUAAUUUUUAUGUUUUCCCAAGACCUUACUCCAGGGCUGCCCCAGAUUGCAGAUUUUUGUGCCAGAGUUCAAGCAUUGAUUUUCUUGCAUCUCAGAAUUUUGACUUCAAUAAGACAUUUAAGGAAGGUAUACCAUACUUAACUUCAACACAGGAGAGUCAGUUGAGAGACUCCUUGGAGGAAAGAAACAAACAGUACAAUCACUUUUCCUCCCCAGCCUUCGUCACACCAGACAGUGGGGCAGAGGCUGUGACAACAAAGGGCCCCAUUAACAUACCUGAAGAACACAAAGAUUUCAUAGAGGGCAUAUGCAAUACUGUUCAGGAAUUUUUAGACAAAGAAGGGGAAGAAACUCUGCCAUUGCCACCUUGUAAUGGAUUUGUGAGAAAACUCAUUUACCAGACUGUCAGGCAAAGGUUUCAGUCUGGGGUUCACUUGGCCGCUAAAACAGAUGAAAAGAAACAACGGUUCAUAUUAGUCACUAGAAUCAAAACAGAGGAGGACAUGAAGAAAAAAGAGGAGGAAAAGCAAGCAGCAGAACUGGCAGAAAUUGAAGAAGCUGUAGGAUUUUCAAAAGUUAUUAGAAUGAUUUCUCAGGGUGGGAAGCUGGUUGUUGGCCACAACAUGUUUUUGGAUGUGAUUCAUUUGUUACACAGGUUCUGCUCCCCACUCCCUGAGAAUUAUGAAGAAUUCAAAGCUUUGACAAAAUGUGUCUUUCCAAAAAUUUUGGAUACGAAGCUCAUGGCGAAUACAUCACCUUGUAAGGAAGUAGUUCCCAUUUCAGUAUUGGGGGAUCUAUUGAAACAAAUUAGUUGCACACCAUUCAAAAAGCCAGAAGUUGUGAUACCUGAAGACUUUCCCCAGUACAAACUAGAAGACAGCAAUUUACAUGAAGCAGCUUAUGAUGCAUAUAUUACUGGAAUAUGUUUUACAGGAAUGUCCGAUUAUCUAGGAAGUCUUCAAAAUCCCCCUGUUACCCAUGUUUCAUCUGAUGCUCCAUUAGUAAAACCUUUCAUAAAUAAACUUUUCUUAAUGAGGAUACCAGAUAUUCCAUAUUUAGAUUUAACAGCAGAAGAUGUAUUACCUAACAGAGACCAUGUUUUCCAUGUCACAUUUCCUAAAGAAUGGAAGGCACCCAAUCUUUAUCAGCUGUUCUCUCCCUUUGGAAAUGUUGGCAUUAACUGGAUAGAUGAUACUUCAGCCUUUGUGUCUCUUUACAAGAAAGACCAAGCCUCCUCAGUUAUGUCAACACUAUGCAAGAGGGACAGCCCAUACAAAAUAAUGACAUUUGAGUUAUUUAAAUAUGGUCUGCCAGAGAGGGAAUCCAAAAAACGUCCACAUUCGGCAGACUCAACAGAGGAGGAACCCAAGAAGAAAAAGCCCCUCAAUGUUGAUGCUCCAGUAUUUGUGUCUCGAUCAAGGUCAAUAACCCCACCCACGCCAGAAGAAAAUGGAGAAAAAAUGGAGGAGGAGGAUCUUGCUCCUGACAGCACUAGUGAAACAAAAAAUGAACAGAAAAUGUUUGAAGAGCCUGCAUGGUGACAAAUUAUUUGUUGAAGGAGUUGAACAUGAGUGAAAAUGAAAAAAGACAUUGUGACUUAGUGGUCUACAAAAUAGAAGCAUUAACAAUCACCAAGUAUCCAGCUGAGCUAACACAAGACUUCUAAUGGCAUUGUAAAAAUUGAUUAGAUGUCUUUAAAGCUUAAUUUAUGGCAUAUUGACGCAUGAACCUGUUUAACAGAAAUUCACACUUAAAUUUCAUGAACAGUGAUAGUAAAUACUAAUGAAAUGCAA
Messenger RNA from Saccostrea echinata, 2090 nucleotides. RefSeq names its product poly(A)-specific ribonuclease PARN-like. Gene Ontology annotation, cellular component: nucleus; cytoplasm. NCBI's taxonomy places the organism in Eukaryota, Metazoa, Mollusca, Bivalvia, Ostreida, Ostreidae. Bases 42 to 1838 code for a protein of 598 amino acids. The transcript is spliced from 22 exons. The record is from RefSeq and is a predicted model, not a curated record. Gene Ontology annotation, biological process: nuclear-transcribed mRNA poly(A) tail shortening. Gene Ontology annotation, molecular function: poly(A)-specific ribonuclease activity; RNA binding; metal ion binding.